AUGCCAACUUUAGCAGCAAUUGUUGGACAAAUGCACACAGAUAUUAAACCUCAUUUAAAUUUGGUAGAAUAUUUAUUAAAAAAUACUGCAGCAACAAUAGAUUCUGGUCCAGCAUAUUUUCCUUUAAUUGCUGAUAUUCAUUUAAUGGAAAGGAUGGCUGUAAUUUAUGAACAACCACCAUUAGAAUUGCCACUUUAUACACAAGCUUUGUGCCAACCAAGUAGAGCAAUUAAUGUAAACAAUUCUCAGGAAGUUUUGGACAGAGAAAGGUUAAGAAGAAAUGAAAGAAUAGCUGAAAUACUUUGUAAACAAUUUUUUGGAAUUAAUAUAGGAAGGAGAUAA
Meloidogyne enterolobii is the source of this 342-nucleotide messenger RNA. Lineage: Eukaryota; Metazoa; Nematoda; Chromadorea; Rhabditida; Meloidogynidae. The record is from the annotation of a GenBank genome assembly.